AUGGACCCCCAAACGCACCUCAUCUACCUCCUCCUCGAUUCCAACCUCCCCACGGGCGGCUUCGUCGCCUCCUCAGGCCUGGAAUCAUGGGCGAAACACGGCCUCGGGGGCCCUUACUCUGCCUACACAUCCACCUCCGCAGCGCCAGUUAGCGGCACCAGCCACGGGGCAGGCCAAGCGGGGUCUCAACCUAGUAGAGCUGGGGGACAGGUACAUGCCUCGAAGCGCGUCACCGAGUUUAUGGAGGCGGAGGUGGAUAAUUAUGCGAUGUCGACGGGGUGGUUUGUCCGACAGGGGUGGAGGGUUGUAGAGGGAAGGAGGGACAGCGGAAGUGCAGAGACGGCAACUACGGCGGACGAUAUCGAACAGACUCUACAAUCCAUCCUGGCCCUUGACAAGACACACGAAGCGACGCUCUUAUCGCACGUCUCGAGACGGGCGUCCAAGGCGCAGGGCGUGGCCAUCUUGACGCUAUAUACGAAAGGCCUGACUCGGCCUCCCGGAUAUGCUACGUCCACUGGCGAUAUACCUUCGGAUACGAACGAGGAGGAUAAGGAGACGAGCGAGGAGAGGGAGGGGAGGGAAGAGAUAGCAGGCGCGGUGGUAGAGGGGUACAAGAGGCUUAUUAGGCGCGGACUCGCCCCGGGUCAUCUGGCGGUUUGUUGGGGGUUGAUGAUGGCUGCUCUGGGGCUCAGCCUGGAAAAAGGGUAUCACCUCUAUCUGUUCCUACACGCCCGUUCCGUCCUCUCAGCCGCGGUCCGCCUGAACCUCAUUGGGCCAUACCUCUCCUCCCAGCUCUUACUUCACCCGACGAAUGGGAUACUCGCGCGGCAUGAGGUGAUACCGAGUGAGGUGGAGGAUGAGUGGUCAGGUGGGAGAGGUGACUUUUGGGACUGGGCGAUAGAGGCGGAGAAGGGUCCCGCUACGACUUGGCCCCUGGGGGAGGUAUUGGUCGCGCGGCAUGACCUGCAGCAUUCCAGGAUAUUCAACUCGUGA
Dioszegia hungarica is the source of this 996-nucleotide messenger RNA. RefSeq lists its product as uncharacterized. The transcript has 4 exons. NCBI's taxonomy places the organism in Eukaryota, Fungi, Basidiomycota, Tremellomycetes, Tremellales, Bulleribasidiaceae. Bases 1 to 996 code for a protein of 331 amino acids. Gene Ontology annotation, molecular function: nickel cation binding. The record is from RefSeq and is a predicted model, not a curated record.